AUGGCCUCGAGACCGGAGAGAUCCAAUGACCCGCUGAGCGAUUCGGAGUCGUCCUCUAUCGGCUCCCGUGCGGACGAUGAGGGGUGGGAUGAUGUCGAGGCAGACGAGGAGGAGAGCGUAGAGGUUGUAUCCCUGCUGGACGACCGCGUGUUCCCGGACGUCCUGAGCAUGCUUGCCUACUGCAAGGAGAAGCACAGCUUCGACUUUCUCGCUGUCCGACAGAAGCUGCAGCUUGAUUUUCACGGAUCUGUCAAGCUUGUCAACUAUGUCCGCCAGCGUGUCCGUGAUGGCAACACCGUGACGGAGGAUAUCUCGAGCGCAGACAUUAGCAGCGACGAGUACCUGAAGCCUGUUUUGGAUGAUGAUGCUGUCAUUCUCGGCCUAUUUGACCUCCCCGAGGUCACCGCGGACGCAGCCACUGGCGACUCUGCCAAAGCCGCCAGCCCCGAGGAGAUGGCGAAGCGCAAUGCCGAGCUCGAGGAGCAGCUCGCUCGCAUGACCCUGCAGUUCGACAACUACCGCCAGUCGGUGCAGCAGCUGCUGGAUGAGCGCUGGGGCGAUGCGGACCAGGCCGAGGCCGAGGCCAAGGAGUCUGGCAAGGGCAAGGCAGCUGCCGAAGAGCCCCUGGAUCCUUCUCGGUACUACUGGGAGUCUUAUGCGGGCAACGACAUCCACGAGACCAUGCUCAAGGACACUGUCCGCACAGAGGCCUACAGGGACUUUAUCUACCACAACAAGCAUCUCUUCAAGGGCAAGACAGUGCUCGACAUUGGUUGCGGAACAGGCAUUCUCAGCAUGUUCUGCGCCAAGGCAGGUGCCGCCAAGGUCCUCGCCGUCGACGCAAGCGCCAUCAUUGCCAAGGCGCGCGAGAACGUCUUCCGCAACGGCCUCGAUUCGACAAUCACCUGCAUCCACGGCAAGAUUGAGGAGGUCACGCUCCCCGUAGACAAGGUCGACAUCAUCGUGAGCGAGUGGAUGGGUUACUGCCUGCUGUUCGAGGCCAUGCUGCCGUCGGUCCUCUUUGCCCGCGACAAGUACCUCAAGCCCGACGGCCUGCUGGUGCCCAGCCACACCAACAUCUGGCUCGCGCCCGUGGCCGACCCCGAGUACGUCGACGACAACAUCUCGUUCUGGCGCGACGUGUACGGGUUCGACAUGCAGGCCAUGCAGACGGGCAUCUACGCCGACACGCGCGUGCUGCACAUGCCCCAGGCGGCCGUGGCCGGCAAGCCCGCGCCCUUCAAGCUGCUCGACCACUACACCUGCAAGACGGAGGACCUGAGCUUCACCGCGCCCUACACGACCAAGCUGUCCAGGGACAUUGACAACCUCGACGGGUUCCUCGUGUGGUUCGACACCUUCUUCGCGCCCGCGCGGGACUCGCACGAGACGGACGUCGUGCUGGACAGCGUCGCCGACGAGUGGAAGGUCGCGCGCGACGUCGAGAGCCGCGUGGCGUUCACCACGGGCCCGUACAACACCGAGACGCACUGGAGGCAGGGCCUGCUGCUGUGCAAGCCGGAGGAGGGCAAGGACGGCAAGGUGGUGGUGGAGGCAGCCAAGAUGAAGGAGGGCGACGAGAUCAAAGGCGAUAUCACGUUUGCGGUGGACGAGGAGCACGCGCGCGCGCUGGCGCUCAAGAUGACGUGGAACGGCAAGGCGCAGAGCUGGGCGCUCAAGUGA
This is a messenger RNA of Microdochium trichocladiopsis, 1683 nucleotides long. RefSeq names its product S-adenosyl-L-methionine-dependent methyltransferase. The record is from RefSeq and is a predicted model, not a curated record. The transcript has 4 exons. Gene Ontology annotation, molecular function: protein-arginine N-methyltransferase activity. The coding region runs from base 1 to 1683 and encodes 560 amino acids. Gene Ontology annotation, biological process: peptidyl-arginine methylation. Gene Ontology annotation, cellular component: nucleus. NCBI's taxonomy places the organism in Eukaryota, Fungi, Ascomycota, Sordariomycetes, Xylariales, Microdochiaceae.